Molecule: messenger RNA, 2408 nt
Organism: Capra hircus (goat)
Lineage: Eukaryota; Metazoa; Chordata; Mammalia; Artiodactyla; Bovidae
Gene: VWA1
Product: von Willebrand factor A domain containing 1
Exons: 4
Coding region: 93-1334 (413 amino acids)
Biological process (GO): translation
Cellular component (GO): ribosome
Molecular function (GO): protein binding; structural constituent of ribosome
Source: RefSeq, a predicted model, not a curated record
GCCCGGGUCCGACCCGCGCGGCCGCGCGCCCCACAGCCCAGGAGCGAGCGAAACACCAGUGCAGGGAGAGGGCUGCCGUCCCGUCGCGCGCGAUGCUGCCCUGGACGGUGAUCGGCCUGGCUCUGAGCCUGCGGCUGGCCCGGAGCGGCGCGGAACGUGGCCUUCCGGCAUCUGCCCUUCAGGGGGACCUGCUGUUUCUGUUGGACAGUUCAGCCAGCGUGUCUCAUUAUGAGUUUUCCCGAGUUCGGGAGUUUUUGGGGCAGCUGGCAGCCCUGCUGCCCGUGGGUCCUGGAGCCCUGCGUGCCAGCCUGGUGCACGUGGGCAGCCGACCGCACACCGAGUUCCCCUUCAGCCAGCACAGCUCAGGCUCAGCUGUCCAGGACGCCAUACGGGCUGCAGCGCAGCGCAUGGGCGACACCAACACUGGCCUGGCACUGGCAUACGCCAAGGAGCAACUGUUUGCCAAGGCGGCAGGGGCCCGGCCGGGAGUGCCAAAGGUGCUGGUGUGGGUGACAGACGGCGGCUCCAGCGACCCCGUGGGGCCCCCCAUGCAGGAGCUGAAGGACCUGGGGGUCACAGUCUUCAUCGUCAGCACUGGCCGGGGCAACCUCUUGGAGCUGUCUGCCGCCGCUUCGGCCCCCGCUGAGAAACACCUGCACUUUGUGGAUGUGGAUGACCUGCACAUCAUCACCCAGGCACUGAGGGGCUCCAUCCUCGAUGCGAUGUGGCCGCAGCAGCUCCAUGCCUCCGAGGUUACGUCCAGCGGCUUCCGCCUGGCCUGGCCGUCCCUACUGACGGCAGACUCAGGCUAUUACGUUUUGGAGCUGGCGCCCAGCACGGAUCCGGGGGCCGCGCGCCGUCAGCAGCUGCCAGGGAACGCCACGGGCUGGGCCUGGACCGGUCUGGACCCAGACACGGACUACGACGUAGCUCUGGUGCCAGAGUCCAACGUGCGGCUCUUAAGAUCACAGCACCUACGGGUGCGCACGCUGCCAGAGGAGACCGGGCCGGAGCUCAUCGUCGUCUCGCACACCAGGCCGCGCAGCUUGCGCGUGAGCUGGGCCCCGGCGCUGGGCCCGGACGCCGCGCUCGGUUACCACGUGCAGGUCGGGCCCCUGCGGGGCGGGGCCGCGCAAAGUGUGGAGGUACCGGCGGGCGAGAACAGCACCACGCUUCAGGGCUUGGCGCCCGGCACCGCCUACCUGGUGACCGUGACCGCAGCCUUCCGCUCCGGCCGCGAGAGGGCGCUGUCAGCCAAGGCCUGCACGCCCGAAGGCGAGCGCAGCCGUGCCCCGCGUCCCCAGCCGCAGUGGACUGGGGGCCGGGAACCGUGAGUCGGUCGCGCCCGCGCACCCGAGGGCCCCCUUCUCCCGAGCCCGGUGGGUUUGACCCGGGGAUGGGAUGCUGUCGGCCUUAGGCCCGCGGGACCCCCGCGCAGGAGCGCUCCCCGCUCCGGCGUCCGCCCUCCAGGACGCAGCCUCGCCUCACCUUCCGCCGUAGCUAUGGCAGCAGCGCGUGCCGCUGCGACUCCCUCCCCUGCCCGGUCCAGACCUGGGCACUCGGUGGUGUCCUUUGGGCAGGAUUUAGCAGGGAGAUGGAAAAGGCGUCAGGGGGCCCGUUGAGAACAUCAGACUCCAGAUGGCUCUGGACCCAGGGCCACAGGGCGUCUGGGUCUCCGGGUCUCCCACUUGUGUUAGAGGCCAGCACCUCUGGUGGCAAAGGCUGGCAUCUGUUUGAGGGAGCUUGGUCCAGAUGGCUGUUCUGAGUCCCCACCAGCCACUCGGGUCCAGGGUGGGAAGGGAAGGAGCUGGCUUUGGCCAGGUCCCAAAGGUUUUCUGGAGGGGAUAGUGUCAGGAAAAGGGGCGGGGAAGUGCUGGCAGUAGAUCCUGUGGUUAGCAGCUGGGUGGCUGGAGAGGCAGUCUUCACUGGCAUGCUCAGCUGGCUUGGGGGCAGUGCUUUGCUUGCUGGGAACAGUGGCCCUGCCUUCCUACCCAGAACCCUCGUGGGCCCAGCCACAGCCUCUGGGACCCAGGUGGCACCUUUUGGGAAGAAUGUGACAAGAGCCUGGCAUUCAGGACCCUGGAUACAGGAGAGCCUGUUCCUGCAGGGCCCCAAGGCUGGCACUUGCAGGGGGUUUUCCCUUUGCUGGGUGGAGGGCCUCUGUGCUGGGGCAGGGACAGGCCAGGUGCCUCUGGGUGCUGCACCCCAGCCGUCCCUGCAGUGUCCACCUCCUGUCACUCCUUACUGUGCUGGGGCCACCAGACAAGUCCCAAGGGCGGGCAGUGCUGCUGCCACUUGGCCCCACAGGCACCUCCUCCACACCUGCGCUGACUCAGUGCUCACUUUUCAUCUUCCCCACUAAUGACCCAGCCUUUACAACAAAAUACAAUAAAUCAGAUGUAAACUCA